AUGAAUGAAACUUCAAAAGAUUCGAGAUUAUCUCCAGAAAACUCAAUUCAGAUUGAGGAUAAUGAGGUAGCAGAACUUCAACAAAGCAUUUUAGAAGCACAAUACUUCGAUGCGAGUAGCAUGGCUCCGCUUUCCGCAGCUUCAAGAGGAGCACUCGCACGACUCCGUGCCUACAAACCACCACCCUUCGACACAGUAUGGAAUCUCCUCCCCCUGAGUCGCCGAGCCGCCGUCCUCGUGCUCCUCUUUGCGGACCGACGAGGAGACCUCCGAGUCGUCAUCACCAUGCGCUCGACCACCCUCCGAAACUUUUCCGGCCAAGCUGCGUUUCCCGGCGGAAAAGCCGAUGCGCUUUCCGAGACGCCGUUUGAGAUUGCUCGACGAGAAGCUAGUGAGGAAAUCGGCCUGCCGAGAUAUGAUCACAAGAUCCCCGCUCCGUUCAGAAUAGAACAUCUAUGUCAGCUUCCAUUUAGUUUAGCUAGAACUGCAUUAGCUGUACGACCCUGCGUUGCAUUUCUCCACGCCGAUAAUGCAACGAUUGGGAGAGAAGCUAGUGUAGAAGAGGAUUUGAUGCCGCGGCUCGAUGCCCGAGAAGUGGCGGCCGUGUUUUCUGCUCCUUUUCAUAAUUUUUUGCGAAUGGAGGAUGAAGUGAGGAAAGAAGAUGAAUCUUUAUUACCAGGGAAGAAAAGUGAUUGGUAUAGUGGUGCUUGGCAUGAAUGGCACGAUACUAAGUGGCGAAUGCAUAAUUUCUAUGUUCCGAUUACCAACCAGAAGGUAUCGAGGCCGAAGGUCAAAGAGGGCGGACAGGCUGCUAUUGCUGAGGAGCUUGAGGAACAGGAAGAACAGGGCUUGACACGCUUUAAAGUAUGGGGGAUGACAGCGAGGAUGUUGGUUGAUGCGGCUAGGAUUGCAUACGAGCAAGAGCCAGAAUUCGAGCACAACGCCCAUGUUGGGGAUGAAGAGCUCAUUGCUAAAUUACAAAGCACGGGUCAUCUUGAAGAGAAAAGGAAUGUGUCAGCCGCAGAAAUCGUUGAUGCCAGGAAUAAAAUCAAAGAAGAGAAAUCCGGAGCAAAGAUGUAG
Botrytis byssoidea is the source of this 1080-nucleotide messenger RNA. RefSeq lists its product as uncharacterized. Lineage: Eukaryota; Fungi; Ascomycota; Leotiomycetes; Helotiales; Sclerotiniaceae. The record is from RefSeq and is a predicted model, not a curated record. Gene Ontology annotation, molecular function: coenzyme A diphosphatase activity; acetyl-CoA hydrolase activity. The transcript is spliced from 4 exons. Bases 1 to 1080 code for a protein of 359 amino acids. Gene Ontology annotation, biological process: coenzyme A catabolic process.